GGUUAUCAUACGUCCCAUAUUGAAGACUUCUAAACACGACAAUACCAUGUUUGUGACGACCUGACACGGGCUUCACCUCGUUAUCAUGAACAUUUACCGAAGCGGUGAAGCGGUGGACCUAGCUGCUGAAUCCUGGAUACUUCACUAAGUAAUUCAUAACGCACUGCAUCUAAAGCCCGUCGAAAGGAAGAAACCCGGUCGAAAUGGUGGCCGCGAAUGGUGAGUCGGUGACCUUAUACACCAUGUCACCGUCAACAAUGGAGAAAGCUCGGGCGCUUUCCCGUCUUCGGGUUCCGGUCGGCUUUCCCGAGUUGGGACAACCGCGGACCCCAGGGACCCCUUUGGCGUCGCCAUUACAUGGAAACCGGGCCAUUGCCAUUGCCAACCACCCAGACGUCCAUGCCGCCAGCGCAACGCCUGCAAACCCAGCCGGAACCAACCCAGCCGCUGGAGCCCUGCCUGCCGCCCCCACCUCCGGCAGCCCCGCCGGCGGGGAAGCUGCAGGCGGCGGCAACAACUCCCCUCUCCGCGCUCCGAAGCCCUUCCCAGGCGCCCUUCCCGGUCACUCCCAACCCGUCUGGAAACGCCCCAGUCUCAACCACCACGGCGGCCUCAACGGUGAUCCCCACCACCAACCGCACGCAUCCAACAACGCUGGAGGCAGCGGUGCUGGCGCCGCGGCCGCCGGCAUCCCCGGACCCGUCGCCAUCGUCGUCGUCGACGGCAUCGUGACGUCAUCCUCGUACGGCGGCGUGGUGCGGUCCACCUCCGCUGGCGGCGGCGGUUCCGGGCACCUGCCGGCUGCCGCAAGCCCCCUGGGAGUUGGCUUGGAGCCGCAGCCCACUUGGAGUCAGGCGGCCCGGGCUCAGAGCGCACGGUCUGCUCCCUCUGCAUCCGCCUCCUCCAGACACCCCGCACACAGCGCUCGAGUGGGUUUCCGAAACAGCAAGCCCCCCUCGCCGCCGCCGCCUCACAGCCCACCAUCCGGCCCUCCUCGUACGGCAUCACCUGCCGUACUGCAGUACAUCAACGCAGCGUCAACACCCGUACAGCCCCCUCCGCCGCCGCCCCACUCGCCUCCUUACCAUCCGCACCCUGCAUCCAACCAGCAUGGACCCCAUCCCCACCCUCCGCGCCAUUCUCAAACCGGGCAUUCCGGUCCGCUACAACCCUCAGCCAUGCCUGCCACGCCGCCGCUCCUAUACUCGCCGCUAACGGUUACCGGUAUUGGUCCAAGGCGUUCGGUAACCGUUCCGCAGCAAUCCCCCCUCUACCAGCUUCAACUGGACUCCCAGUCUGACUCGCAGUCCGAACCGCCUUCGCCCCCGCUACAAGCUCGAGCCCAGCAGACUCGGUCGCCCUCCCCAACAGCGCCCUCGCCGCCCUCCGACCCUCAGCCACAACCCCAAGCCGCAAACUCGGCGCAAGGAGGGCAGGCCGAACCUCCUUACGCCAUGCAACCUCAGAAGGGAGAAGCGCUGGGAUCGGCAAAAAUCGUAGCUGGGGCUUCCGCAGUGGUGGCGGCUGGGGAGGCUGAGGAACGGGCACGCGAGCAGACCGCGACAGACAACCCGCCCCAAGUGGCUCCGCAGACCUCAACAACAGCAUCGCCUGAGCAGCCCCAGCCAGAAGCCCGCCUGCCCUCAACAACCGGGUCGCACCAGGACCAACCACCGCAACCGCCCUCUUCACCCACCGCAUCCCCCCAACCGACAACCACCAACGAAGCCAAGCCAGCUGCAGCCCCACCCACGCUGCUACCUCUGGUGGGGCGACAAGCGGUUACCGGCGAAGCUGAAGCACAGCAACCGCAGCAGACCAACCAGCCUUCAUCGCCCUCCCUGCCGCCCCUCCCCGCCUCAAAAACCAACGCUGCAAACAGCGCCGGCAACAACCCUGGUCCCCUCACGAGUGACCCCUCCACGGAAUCCACCGUGGCCCAGCCCUCCGUCGGCAGCAACAUCGGCAUCAGCACCCAUAGCACAACCACAACCACAACCACCAGCAAUAAUGCAACCCCGCCUGUACCCGUCGGCAUGGCGCUACCCGUGCUCAACGUCGCUCAUCUGCAGUACGGCAGUUGGGCGGCGGAGGCGCUAGCCGCCGUCGCAGCCAACGUCAGCGGCGGAGGCGCCUCCGUCAGUGCGACGGCAGCCAGCUCCAAUCUCGGCAUCAGUACGGCCACCGCCGCCGUUGCCGCCGCCGCCGCCGGCGCGGGCGCAUCAGGCGCGGGUCCAUCAGUCGCGGGUGCCAACGGCAACAACCCCUACAUCUUCCGCCGUACAGGCCGUAGUGCACUCAUAGCCGCGGCGGAGGUGGGCCUUAUCAGUCGGAGCUCUCUGCCCCUUCCACUCGGGGCGCCUUGCUUGCGCUCCUGCUCGCCGCCGGCUGGCGGGGCACGCGGCCGGGAAGGCUCGAACCCGGGAUGUGAGAGCCCUGAUGGCACCUCUCAGCAGCAGCAGCAGCCGGCCCUGCCGCUGCCGCUGCCUCUAUCGCUCUCGCUGCCGCUGCCUAGGGUGGCCGGCAGGUUUGGGGAGGAGGUUGAGCCGGACAGCCUGGCCUGGCGGGUGGUGGUGAGGUACAAUCGGCGGCACUUGCUGGGCGGCGCGUUUCAGCACUGGCAGGCCAUCCUGCAAGACAUGCGAGCUCGUCGUCUGCAAGCCCACGAGCUAGGCCGCAGCCGAAACCUCCGGCUGCUGUCGCUUGCCCUCAACGCCUGGCUCGCGAAGCUGCAUCACAGCCGCCGCCGAGCCGUUGUCGUAC
This is a messenger RNA of Astrephomene gubernaculifera, 2763 nucleotides long. The record is from the annotation of a GenBank genome assembly. NCBI's taxonomy places the organism in Eukaryota, Viridiplantae, Chlorophyta, Chlorophyceae, Chlamydomonadales, Astrephomenaceae.